AUGAGUGACCGACGAAGGAUCAACGGGCCACCGGGCACAACCCAGCCGCCACGGUUCGCACAUUCCCCCGGCUCUGCGAGAGCAUGGCCAGAGCGAGCGCGGAAGCCAAAUGAACUCCGCAAGAUUUUUUUACAAACCGGACUCGUUCCAUCAGCGAGCGGCUCGGCCUAUCUGGAGCUCGAAAGUUCUCCGGAGCCAAAGCCCACGAUUUUACGCACAUCCUCCACCAUAAAACUGUCGUGUGCUGUGCAUGGGCCAAAGCCGCUACCGCGAACCGCUUCCUUCUCCCCCAAUCUACAACUGAGUGCGUCGAUCAAGUUUGCACCUUUCGCUACUCGUAUUCGCCAAGGUUAUGUCCCUGAUUCGACGGAGAAAGACCUUGGGCUCCACCUGGAAAAUGCAUUGAAGGGUGUCCUAUUGCCGGACCGAUGGCCAAAGAGCGCGAUUGAUAUAGCCGUGACGGUUCUAGAGGGAGAAGAUGACCGGGAGGAAGGAAGCCGGUUUACAGGAAUUGGGCUGUUCAAUCUACUUGCGGCAGCGAUCAAUGUCUCCAUGGCAGCGUUGGCAGAUGCUAGAAUUGAUUGUCUCGACUUGUUGGCGGCUGGCGUCGGUGCCGUGGUGCCUGGAAAAGACGGGAAGCUUGUUCGAAUACUGGACCCUGCGGCUGUUGAACACGACGAAAUACUCUCGACCUGCGUGGUUGGGUACCUGCCGUCAAGAGAUGAGGUUGUGGAAAUGUGGUCCUACGGCAGCGCGCCUAAGCAGAGCCCCGGUGGAGUGAUAGGAUACGAUGAGCUGGCUGACAGUGCUAUUGCUGCUGCUCGUGGUGCGCAAACUGUUAUCCAGGCAGUUCUGCUGGAGUCUGUCAUGCGAAGUCAACCCGCGUCAUAG
Molecule: messenger RNA, 891 nt
Organism: Cladophialophora carrionii CBS 160.54
Lineage: Eukaryota; Fungi; Ascomycota; Eurotiomycetes; Chaetothyriales; Herpotrichiellaceae
Exons: 2
Coding region: 1-891 (296 amino acids)
Biological process (GO): rRNA catabolic process; U4 snRNA 3'-end processing; poly(A)-dependent snoRNA 3'-end processing
Cellular component (GO): nucleolus; nuclear exosome (RNase complex); cytoplasmic exosome (RNase complex)
Source: RefSeq, a predicted model, not a curated record